Pollicipes pollicipes is the source of this 1323-nucleotide messenger RNA. It is a transcript of the gene elgi, whose product is annotated as E3 ubiquitin-protein ligase NRDP1 elgi. NCBI's taxonomy places the organism in Eukaryota, Metazoa, Arthropoda, Thecostraca, Pollicipedomorpha, Pollicipedidae. The coding region runs from base 61 to 1125 and encodes 354 amino acids. The record is from RefSeq and is a predicted model, not a curated record. Gene Ontology annotation, biological process: regulation of canonical NF-kappaB signal transduction; protein ubiquitination. The transcript has 8 exons. Gene Ontology annotation, molecular function: ubiquitin protein ligase activity. Gene Ontology annotation, cellular component: plasma membrane signaling receptor complex.
UGCGGAUGUCCAGAGUAUAUGUCUGUGGUGUAUAUGAUGUGAUAGGGCUGCUUUUUGUGCAUGGUUUGGCUGAAUUUUCUAGCUCUGAAUUAUUUCUGCGACCAGAUCGUGCUCUUUUCAUCUGUUAAAGCAUCUAGUUGUUUAGGAGCGAUGGGUAUCGACAGUAACCGGUUUCAAGGGGCUGUCGACGAAGAGCUGAUCUGCCCCAUCUGCUCCUCCGUCCUGGAAGAUCCAGUGCAGGCGCCGGCGUGCGAGCACGCCUUCUGCCGGGCCUGCAUCACCGAGUGGCUGUGCCGCCAGCAGAUCUGCCCUGUUGACCGGCAGACGAUCACGGCUGCCCAGCUGAAGCCCGUGCCGCGUAUACUGCGCAACCUACUGGCCAGACUGCUGAUCGUGUGCGACAACCAGGAGUACGGCUGCGCGGUGGUGGUGAACCUUGACCGGCUGGAGAGCCACCUGAAGGAGUGCGAGCAUAACCCCAAGCGGCCGGUCGAGUGCGACCAGGGCUGCGGGCUGGUGGUACCCAUGGAUGAGCUCAAGGAGCAUAACUGCGUGCGCGAGCUGCGUUCGGUGGUGGAGCAGCAGAACAAGACGAUCGGCGCGCUGCAGCAGGAGCUCGCCGAGACCAAGUUCCAGAUCGGCCAGCAGCGGCGCGAACUGCACCUCGUGAAGGAGUUCAUGCAUGCCAUGCGCGGUAGCGACCCGCGCAUGCGCACUCUGGCCGACCGCAUGGAGCAGGACGAGGUGGUGCGGUGGGCGGGCUCGUUGCCGCGCGCCCGCGUCACCCGCUGGGGCGGCAUGAUCUCCACACCCGACGCCGUGCUCAAGGUGGUGAUCCAGCGCUCUCUCUGCGAGUCCGGCUCGCCGCCGCACAUACUGGAGGAGCUCAUGGACAACUCGCACGAGCGCCGCUGGCCCACAGGCCUUUCGACGCUGGAGACGCGGCAGGCCAACCGGCGCCACUACGAGAACUACGUGUGCCGCCGCAUCCCCGGCAAGCAGGCGGUGGUUGUGAUGGCCUGCGAGAAUCAGCAUAUGAACGAGGACAUGAUCCUGGACCCGGGCCUAGUGCUCAUAUUCGCGCACGGCGUCGAGACGGACUCCAACUACCAAGCGCCCUCUUGAGGCGCGCACGUGCGCACCGUACGACGCUGCUGCACGCUGCGCCUGCUUCUAAGUGGUGAAAACGCGGCGCGUGUCGGUGUCACGCCGGCAAAUCUCUGACGCGUGAGGGUCACGCACGCCUGGCGCGGGGAGCUGGCGGCGUCCUGCAGUGCGCUAGCGGCGGCCGCGGGGUGAGCGCUCGCACCGGCCGCGUCGGGG